Molecule: messenger RNA, 1488 nt
Organism: Telopea speciosissima
Lineage: Eukaryota; Viridiplantae; Streptophyta; Magnoliopsida; Proteales; Proteaceae
Exons: 1
Coding region: 1-1488 (495 amino acids)
Source: RefSeq, a predicted model, not a curated record
AUGAAAAGUGAGUUGAAGGCGGUUCAGGAGGAGAUCAAGCUGUCAGGGAUGUCCGACCAGUUGUUUGAGCGCGAGAUGGAGGCAAAAAAAGCUUACAACAGUGCGGCUGAGAACUUUGAAAAAUUAUGGGCUGAGAAAUCUAGAUUGAAGAGGAGGUCUUUUGGGGAUAGAUGCAGUAAAUUUUUCCAUUUAUCUACUAAAAUGGGAAGGGUGAAAAAUACCAUUCGCUCUUUGAAGACAGCAGAUGGGGAAGUACUUGUUGACCAAGAGCUAAUUAAAAAAUACGUGGAGGAUUAUUAUGAAAAUGUCCACAAGGCUGUGGAAGUUUCUGAGCAUGAGGAAAUUCUAAACUGCAUUCCUCGGGUUUUGGAGGAGGUGGACAUCUUCAGAUUGGAGUUGGUUCCCUGCGACUCAAAAAUCAGAGCAGUGGUGUGGACUCUGGACCCGGAUAGUACACCGGGGCCUGGCGGUUUCCCUGGUGCUUUUUUUAGAGCUUGCUGGGAGGUGAUAGGUGCGGAUGUGUGCAGUGCUGCCAGAUCUUUUUUCUCUUCAAGUCGUAUCCCUGCGGGGAUAAAUAAUUAUUUUAUUGCCCUUAUUCCUAAAGUGGAGGGUGCAGCUUCCCUUGAGAAAUUCAGGCCUCUGUGCAUGGGGAAUUUUUUCUAUAAGAUCUUAUCUAAGGUGAUGUCUCGUAGACUUGAACUUGUCCUCCCUAGAUUAAUCUUGGAUGAGCAGGGUGCUUUUCAGAAAGGGAAAGUCAUCCAAGAUAAUAUUUCGAUUGCUUCGGAGCUUGCAAACUUGCUGGCGGUUGCCACAAGAGGAGGUGGUUUGGGGUUGAAAAUCGACAUCCAGAAGGCGUAUGAUACUCUCUCGUGGGAUUUUAUGUUUUCAGUGCUGCUCAAAUUUGGGUUCUCGGGUCGGUGGAUCCAAUGGCUCAGAAGCUUACUUAGCUCUACGAGAAUUUCGGUGUUAGUGAAUGGAGGCCCUGUUGGAUUCUUUGGUGUAGACCGGGAUUUGCGUCAGGGGGAUCCAAUUUUGCCUUUGUUGUUUAUUGUUGUGGAGGAGGUUCUAUGCAGGGGGUUGACUAAGCUUCUCGAUGAUAAGAAAAUUCUCUCCCUUAAUGGUCCUUGGGGUAUUCACACCCCAAGGCAGUACUUGCUUGCAGAUGAUAUAUUUAUAUUUACUAAUGCUUCUAUUCAGUAUGUCAGGAAUCUUAAAGCUUUCCUUAACCAGUACCAGGAGUUUUUAGGGCAAAGGAUAAACUUGGAUAAGAGCAAGCUUUUUUUGGGAUCCAUUCCCACGAGAAGACGUCAAGCUAUUGUGGAAGAGCUGCAAAUCCCGGUUUGCAAAUUCCCAACCAGAUACCUUGGAGUUGAGAUUUCUAAAGGUCAAGUGCGAAAGAGAUGCUACUGCCUGUGGUGGAUAGAGUUAGGUCCAAGCUUACAGGUUAGAAAGGGAAGCUGUUAUCUAUGGCUGGUCGCGUUGAGCUAG